AUGGUGAAUGUAUCAAUUAUUUCAAAAAAGAUUAUCAAACCCUUGUCUCCCACCCCAUCUACUCAAAGAUUGCACAAGCUUUCCCUUGUUGAUCAAGUGGUGAGUCAUAGUUAUAUACCCCUUGUUUUUUUCUACACCAAAGCUACCAUCCCAAAUGGACCUAAACAACUAUCACAACUCCUAGCAAACUCUUUGUCAAAAACAUUAACUUGUUACUAUCCAUGGGCUGGGAGUCUGAAAGAUAAUGCCACCAUUGACUGUGAUGAUCAUGGAGCUGAGUUCUUUGAAGUUCAAAUAAACUCUCCCAUGGACAAAAUUGUUUAUCACCCCGAUUCACGUAUCAAAGACUUGACAUUUCCUCAAGGUACACUUUGGGGGAGUUGUAUUGGUCGUGCCUCGACUGUUGCUCAACUCAGCCAUUUUGAGUGCGGAGGAAUAGCACUUAGCGUUUGCGUGUCACACAAGGUGGGAGAUGGAUGUAGUGCUUACUACUUCUUGAGGGAUUGGGCUGCAUUAACGCGGAACCCUAAUGCAAAAUUAGCUCCAUUCUUUGUUGAGGAUUCCCUCAUACCAUCACCCUUUGAUGGUCCUCUUGUCUUCCCAUUGGUUGAUUCAAAACCGGAAGAAGGUAUCCAAAAGAGGUUUGUUUUCUCUGCCUCUAAGAUAAGUACUCUCAAAGCCUUGGUUGCUCAUGAAUCUGGAGUAACAAAUCCAACGAGGAACGAGGUGGUCAAUGCACUUCUCUAUAAAUGUGCUGCCAGUGCUAAUGACAACUCGGGUUCGUUCAAGCCAUCUCAGUUGAUCCAGUGCUCAAAUUUACGAGCAUCAAUGUCACCUCCUCUACCACCAACCUCUAUUGGGAAUAUCCUCACCGUAUUUUCCACACCAAUAUAUCACGAAGAACAAGACCUCAAAUUGCCAAAAUUAGUAGCUGAUAUAAGAAAGUCCAAAGACAACCUCUCGGGCAGAAAUAAUGUGGAACAAAAUGAGUUGGUUUCGGAGAUGCUGGAUGCAUAUAGAAACGGAGAAGCGCCAUACCAGCAAAGGAGCUGUGAUGUGUACACUAACACUAGCUUUUUAGGGUUCGAAUUCGAGAAACUAGACUUUGGAUGGGGGAAACCUGCUAGAGGAAGCAUAGCAAGUGGUCCAGCUAACAAGAUCUUUAUAUUAAUGAAUACACCUGAUCGCAGAGGAGUUGAAGCGUUUGUGAACUUGAAUGAACAAAACAUGUCUGCCUUCGAGAAUGACAAGGACCUUCUCCAGUUUGCUACUCCUAUUGAGCGGGCACAUAAUUUAUUAUGA
Lycium ferocissimum is the source of this 1302-nucleotide messenger RNA. Its product is annotated as acyltransferase Pun1-like. Lineage: Eukaryota; Viridiplantae; Streptophyta; Magnoliopsida; Solanales; Solanaceae. The transcript has a single exon. The record is from RefSeq and is a predicted model, not a curated record. Bases 1 to 1302 code for a protein of 433 amino acids.